AUGGCACGCACCCGCAGCGCUGGUCGCAAGCGACUUCUGGUCGUCCCUGAAAAGAGUUUGGACGCUCGUGGUAUUUCGACCCAAGGUCGAGCAGGUGGAAAAGACGAGCGACUAGAGUAUCUCCUCCUGCGCAUCUCUUCUUCCAUGCCCAAACACGUUCGAUCAUCAUCUUCCCAAGCCGAGGUGUCGAGAGAGACCACCGAGAACCUCUACGAGUUGGGUCUACUCAAUCGUCCUCGCUCUCGUCAAAGGGCCGGUGCCACCACCGACGCCAGCAGGUCAGCGCAGUACCAACCUCCACGAGCGAGACACGACACCUAUAAUCAUCGCACUGGCCCCUCAUCGACCACCGGCGGCACCUCUCAAAAUUUCAAGCAGUCCAGCAUCUCCUCCGGCACCUUAGGAAGACCUCAUACUCCCAACGACCAUCGCCCGCGAACGAGGGAUCAACGUAUCCCGCCUUCACCCACCGCAAGCGUCCCAGGAGCUGGGCAUCCCAUGGCAGGCAUGCUCGACUCGGAUCGCGCUCGUUCACGGCGGGACAGAACCUUUGUCGGUGGUGAGUGCGCCGCCUGUGAAGAGUUAUUGGAGCACACCCUGCGAGGAGAAAGAGUUCUCCAGUUCUCUUGCGGUCACGUAGCUCACGAGGCAUGCUUUUACGAAUAUAUUCGUGACUCGGAUUCUCAAUACUGUCCAACAUGUGAUGCUCCUCUCAGCCUGGAUUCCUUCCGUGGCGGAAGUAUCCUGGACCUCAGCAAAUUGAGCAACAUGGUGAGAGCCGUGGCACAGAAGGACCUCAACUCUCCGAGAAGCUCCGCAAAUACCCCCAUGCCGUGGGAUCGACAAACUACGCAGGAUGAUACCAACAGUACCCGUGAGGAUACCAGCAACCGACAUAGUCGCGAGAAUUCCAACCGAGACAGCCGAGACAGCCAACGAAUGAGAAUAGAACGCCUCGGGAUUGGUCAUUCAGCUCAGCCUUCUUUACAGCCAUCCCAACAUGGGUCGAUAAUACAGCCAUCUCAACACGGCGGAUCUAUUCAUGCUCCACACCACUCCCAUGCACGAACUGAUAGCGGUGGUAAUGCCUCAAGCGAUUUCGCCAAUGAUCACACACAAUCCCGAAAACAUGAUUACGAUCUCCACGCCAUGGAGACAAGUGUGCGAGGAGCCACAAUCAAGGACAAUAAACAAUCCAUUCCCUCACCUAUUGUCACGGUCCGGAGUGAAUACCCAACCUUGACGAGAUCUCGACAACAACAAACUCUUACCUGCCUGGUGACGAUCGAAGUUCCUGAAGGCAAAUGGCACCCCCAAUUUGACGAUGCUCAGAGCACACCACCAGUGCCGACUCUUCCUCCUGACUCCGGUAUCAGCAUUCCAUCGAAAUCGUCCCGAUCCGAACUUCCACCUAUCAUGCCCUACGAGUCGCCUGAAAUUCUCGAGGAAAUCACAGAGGAAUUGCGCAUCCGUGUGGAUAAUUGGCACGGAUUGGAGUUCCAAAGAUUUGGUAAACUUCGAUUGCACGACACUGUUAGAGUGGGGAAAGAUCGUCAUUCGUGGCAGGAACUUGAAUGUUAUCUGUUUGGGGAAAUGCUUAUCUGUGUGAAGGAGAAGAAGAAUGCACAACCCCCUCUAAUCAGUUCCUCGGGCCGUCGGCUUUCUCGGUGUACCUUGAAAGGCUCAAUCCUCAUCAAGAAGCAUCUCAGACAGGUUCAUGCAUCUCCCGAUGAGUCGAUAUUGACUUUGAAUCUCUCAGUCGCCGAACUGCCAACGUUUCAUCUCUUGUUUGCAGAAAGAUCCCAACUGGAACAGUGGCAGCGAUCCCUGAGAGAUUUACACUCGGUCGAUGAUUCAUCCCGCUAUAACUUGGAUUACGAGCAAGACACCUCCGGCACCGAUGAGGAAGAAUAUGGCCGACAGAACCGAACGGUACGAAGAGUUCCCUCUGUCGCUUCCUCUUAUGGAGGGCCGAAAUCUGCAACCACCGCUGCAACCGAGUAUUCGACUCAUAAACUGGUGACUGAUCGAAGAGUUCCACCCUCGUUACAUGUUCCGGUCGAUGUUGUCAUUGUCAUCCCUGUGUCAUCCUCUAUGCAAGGCCUCAAAAUCACGUUAUUGAGAGAUACUCUGCGGUUCCUUGUCAACAACCUUGGAGAUCGUGACAGGAUGGGAUUGGUCACGUUCGGCUCCAGUGGUGGAGGCGUUCCUGUUGUUGGUAUGACCACGAAAACCUGGCCUGGCUGGAAUAAAGUUCUCAAUUCAAUUCGUCCCGUGGGUCAAAAAAGCCUUAGAGCAGAUGUUGUUGAGGGCGCAAAUAUGGCCAUGGAUCUUUUGAUGCAGCGAAAAGCCGCCAACCCUAUCUCGACAAUCCUCCUGAUCAGCGAUUCCUCAACAUCUGAAAGUGAUAGUGUCGACUUCGUCGUGCAGAGAGCUGAAGCUGCCAAGGUCGGGAUUUAUUCAUUUGGCCUUGGGUUGACCCACAAGCCUGACAGCAUGAUCGAACUAUCUAGUCGCACAAAGGCAUCUUAUCUCUACGUCAAAGACUGGAUGAUGCUCAGAGAGUGCGCCGCCGGAGUUUUGGGGGCUCUUCAAUCAAUCUCUCACCAAAAUGUGAAGCUUAAACUUAAGCUCCCUGAGGGCUCGCCUGCCAAGUUCGUCAAAAUUAACGGUGCUCUACAAACCACCAAGAGAGCCACUGGCAGGGAUGCCGAAGCAACUUUAGGAGAUCUGCACUUCGGAGACAAACGAGAUAUCUUGGUGCAACUUGUGAUUGACCCUGACACUGGUACUCAAGACCCGGCUCCACAAGACCCCUGGGAGUCGAUUGUGUCAGGAUUGGAGGCGCUCGGAGGUUCGCUGGAUAACGAGGACCAACGCGUGCAAAGCGUGGAGGAAUUGCCUCUCCUCCAGGCUGACUUGGCCUAUGGGGACCUCCUCCGCGAUGGCUCAAUUAUGCAGCUACCCCGACCUUCCCUACUUGCCAUUACCAUGCUUCCAGCCAAUGCUCGUUCUCGGCAGAACGGAAGACCGCCAACGCCACCCAUUCCCCCGCAUCCACAUAUCGUACAGCGAAGGAUGGAACUAUUGACUUCGGACAUGUUGAGCCGAGCAUUGACCUUGGUCGCACGAGGGCAACACGAACGGGCACAGCAUCUCCUGAACGAGACGAGGACAAUUCUCAAAGGAUUGGGUAAGGGGGGACUGCCUCCGCUGCCUCCCAAUGCCACGAGCAAGAGACACACCCCUCCGGCCAAAUCGUCCAGCCCGCGAGCCGAAACGCCAGACCAUCAUCGUGAUCAUAGUCCUCAUUCUGAUGCGAGCACACCGAUCCCCCGCACGACUGGCGUCGACCACAAUGCCAUGAAUGCCCUCGAUGCUGAUAUCGAGUCCAGCUUGGAAUGGAUCAGUCAUCCUGCGGUGUUCUCUCGAGAUUCUCGCAAGGCUGUGCUGCAGGCCAUUGGUGUAAUCUCAUCCCAACGAGCCUAUACUUUUCGCACCGCCUCCGAGUCCAUCUGGGCAGAACGCGUCGCCGGCAUCAAGCGACUCACCGAACACUCGAGAGAUUGGAGAGAAGCUGGUGAUGAUGCACUCACUGAAGAAUAA
Messenger RNA from Exophiala bonariae, 3606 nucleotides. RefSeq lists its product as uncharacterized. The transcript has 5 exons. The record is from RefSeq and is a predicted model, not a curated record. NCBI's taxonomy places the organism in Eukaryota, Fungi, Ascomycota, Eurotiomycetes, Chaetothyriales, Herpotrichiellaceae. The coding region runs from base 1 to 3606 and encodes 1201 amino acids.